AUGCCAGCCAUUCCAGUCAAGGUCGUCGGCGAGGACUUCCUCGCCAACCACAUCGGUCAGCUGCUCGUGCGCCAGCCUCGGCCCUCAAGGGACUCCGCCGUUCUCCACCAGCAGCCUUCCAAGGUGGACGUCGCGACGACGCGCCUGACUGAUUCCACUGCGCGCGACUGGGUCGCCACCGAGCACGUCACCUCGCACAGCCUGCGGGACGCGCAAGCUGUCCCGACGUCGAUGUUCGACAGCAUAGGGCAGCGCGCCAGCAGCGACACCGAUGGACUCGGCCUCUCCAAGGUCCGCUUCGGCGACAGAGAGAGCUUCAGCAGCAUCGGCAGCGUCGCAAGCCUCGAUUCCAGGCCAGGAAGUGCUGCCGCCAAGGACGGCGCAUCCGAGCCGGACCUCGCCAGAGGACAGCUGCACUCUGUGGCCGCCGGCUACAGACAUCGACGGACGGGCUCCGAAGCCCUUGUUUCGCCCACCGUCAGCUUCACCACCACAUUCGGGUCCAAGCCGCGCAAGCCGCGGACGCGCACGCGGUCGCAGGCCACGUCCGGCGAUGGAAAUGGCCAGCUGUCCCGCAACGCCAGCAUCCGCAGCUCGCUGGGCUGCGAACAGAGCAAUGGCAGCGUCUCGCCGCUCGACAUCUACGCCCAGAGCCCCUGGGUCCACCCCAGCUCCCACCGCACACCGCCGCUGCAGAGCGUCGACGAGCUCGCCGCGCACGAGCAGUGGUCGGCCGUGUUCAACAGCGAUGCGCUCCGGCAGAGUGCAGCCGGGCUCAACCUGCGGCUCGCACCGUCAAAGGCCACGGUCACGGCCACAGCGCAGGAUCCCAUCGAUCCCAAGGAGGUGGUGCCGUCCGGCGAAGCCAUGUCGAGGCACAGCUCGGCGCAGAGGGCCAAGCUCCUGCUCGUUCCGAAAGGGAGCGACGGACGAACCUUCCGCUUCGUCGAGCCAGACAGCGAUUCGGAAUCUGACGUCGCAGCUCAGGGCGACGGCGACGACAGUCGUGGGUCGGCGGCCGAAACCCCGGCCUCCUCGAGUGAAACGUCGGGUCCGGUCCAAGCCUCCAGGGCGCUCAACGCGGCCAUCAGUCGGGACGAGCCUCGUGGGCCGUCGGCCGCCUCCACCGCCCCGCUGACGGCGCCGUCGCACACAAGCCACGAAGCGCCGAAGAAGCCGACGGUGAGGAGAAUGACGUUGCUCGAGAGGACGAUGGCGGCCGAGCGUGGUGCCAAGAUCAACACGAUCGAGAUCCUCGGCCAGAAGAUCGAGAGGCGCGGCCAGCAGCCUGUACGGCCAAAGGACCAGGCCGCCGCUUCGUCGCCGACCUCAGCGCCCUCUCGCCCGAGCCAACAUCCGGUCAAGCGACCGGAGGGCUAUGGCCAGGGACGGAGGACAUUCAAGCUACGUCCCGUCGGCGAUUCGCUCACCGAGCUAAAGCCUGCCGUGCCCGUCGUCCUUCCGGUCAGCGGCGACAACAUCAGCACCCAAACCAAGGCAGUCAAGGAGGAUCGGACCCGGCAGUGGGCACGCGAGCACAGCAGGAAUGGCUCAGCGUCCCAGGAGGAUGUUGCAAAGAUGGCGACAUCCCUGAGCUCUCAUCCGGACGCCGAGGAAAGCUUCAGCGCGGGUCAACAUCGUCCGUCGACCACUACCAAGUCUGGCACCGACUAUUUCUCGUCCUGGUCGACAGCAAAGAGCAGGCCGAACGCCCGUCGCGACGCGGGAACGCUGUUCGAUGCCAGUGCGCGCGCUCCGGCAAGCUACAUGACGCACACGACCAGCUCGUCGUCCAGCACCGACGUGUCCGACGUCUUGCAGAUGACGGAGCCAGACGGAGCGCCCGGACAAGGCCCCCUCACGACCCCCGUGACGUCGCCCGAGACGCCGCUCAGCGAGCCGCAGCCUCCCGAGAAGCCGUCCGGCCCCAUGGCGACUACCGCCGCAGUCAUGUGA
Molecule: messenger RNA, 1956 nt
Organism: Pseudozyma flocculosa PF-1
Lineage: Eukaryota; Fungi; Basidiomycota; Ustilaginomycetes; Ustilaginales; Ustilaginaceae
Exons: 2
Coding region: 1-1956 (651 amino acids)
Source: RefSeq, a predicted model, not a curated record